CCACAAAAAUUUGGAAACAUCAAACCCAACGGGAAAAUUCGAAAAAGAUUGAAUUUAGAAGAACAGUUGCGGAGCGAUACUUCCUGAAGAAGAAUCUUCCCCACGCGUCCCUUCGCCUCCAUGGCCUCGCUCCAGCCUACUCUUCUCACUCCUCGCCCGCUCUGCUGCUGUUCGCACGCCUUGCUCUACCCAAGGUUCAGGAAAUUGCCUCCGAGAUUCUCAAAUGGGGCCUAUUCCACGGCGAGGCCGUUGGACCGGAGCGAGUUCUUGGGGAAAGGCGAUAAGUUGGCUUGGAGAACGGCGGGGAGGCGGCGGCGUCGGCUUGGCGCCGCCGCAGCCGGGAGAGGCCCCUUCUUUGGCGGCGGCGGGAGGCGCAUGGGCAAGGGCACGGGACGGGUCGUGGGGAACCUCGCCUUCGCCGCCGUCUUGACGUACCUCGCCGUGACCGGCCAGCUCCGGUGGGUUCUUGACGCAAUCGUCUCCCUCUGGCUCCUCACAAUACUGCUGCCUAUUCUGGCUCUGGGUGCAUUUUUCUUCUUUGCAGGACAAGACAUACUCCAGGGCGAUUGUCCGAACUGUGGAAAAAGCUUCCAGAUACUGAAGUCUGCUUUGAAGGAUGGACCACAACUGUGUCCUUAUUGCACUCAGCCUUUCUCUGUUCAGGGCAACAAAUUUGUUAGAGAAUCUGCUAGAUUUUCAUCUGGAAGGGGUGCUACUGCUACAAAUGGACAGGUGUUCAAUGAGUUAUUCAACCGCGGAAUGAGAGGGACGGCCCCUUCUGGAACAAUUGUGGACAUCGAGGCUGAAGUCAAGGAUGUUGAAUGAUAUCUCCGCAGAUCCUACACAGCAUCAUCGCUUAUCAGUAUUGGCUCUUCUGCCUUUCAGUUGAAUGCCAGUUUUGCCGCAGGCUAUACUGAGUCCCUACCUGCAGCCUCAUUCAUAUACGUUUGAAGCAAAGAUUGGGUCCCCGAUGUCAAAACUAAGAAGCAGCUGAAACUGGGUGGGCAUCUUUUGGCAAAUGUAUAUAGAUUGACAAUGGAUAUAGUAGCAGGAUAGCGUGACAAUGGUAUGCUUAGUGUUUUGUGUGUAUACAUGAUAAACUGUAACGGGAGUGCGAUAGCUAGUAACAGAUGAGUUGUCGUGUCGGUGAACUUGCUGUAGAUUGCUUUUUUGGUCAAGAGUAUUACAGCGCCAGACUUGGAAUUAUAGGCUCUACAGAAACGGCUUCCGUUUGAGGGAGAUUCUUGCCAUUCCUCCUUUUCAAUUGAUUGGUUUGUAUUAUACAUGUAAAAUAAGUUCUUAACAUAACUCUCUGUACUUUUGAAACAUUUGUUUCUUAAAGUUACUUAGGGAUGA
Setaria italica (foxtail millet) is the source of this 1356-nucleotide messenger RNA. RefSeq lists its product as uncharacterized. The record is from RefSeq and is a predicted model, not a curated record. NCBI's taxonomy places the organism in Eukaryota, Viridiplantae, Streptophyta, Magnoliopsida, Poales, Poaceae. Bases 121 to 825 code for a protein of 234 amino acids. The transcript is spliced from 6 exons.